AAUUUUUAUUUCAAAAUGUUCGGAUGGAUUUCUCGUCACCCAGUAUAUGCCGCACUCACAAUUGGAGCUGGGACCGUUGCCGCCUCUGAGGUGAUUUGGUUCCUGAUUAAAUAUGUGCGCAACAAGAUUAAAUAUGAAAAGUCUCAAAUCCACGAGGUUCUUAUAUUCAACGAGUUGGGCUACACUUGUUUCGCUGCUCAUAGAUUGUACAUCAAAGAUUGUAAUAAUACUCAUUGCGCUCAGCGAAAUAUCGAUCGCAUCGUCCAACUGAUAAAUCAGGCCAAAUACAGCAUUGACCUCGCCAUUUUCUCAUUGAGCUUUCCAGAAAUGUUGAAUGCCCUUAGACAAGCCCUUCUUCGUCACGUCAAAGUUCGCAUUAUUAUCCAUCCUAAAACAUAUUCACUAAGUCCGGAUGUUGCAAUCCUGUCGCAGAAAGGAGCCCGUAUUCGCAUCGCGUGCUCCACAAGGAAGAUGAUGCAUCAUAAAUUUUGUGUGAUCGAUGGAAGGAAGCGCAUCGAUAACUUGAUGCAGUUGCAGGUUAUUUUAUUUGAGCCGUACAUCACAUGGCCGGUGGCGAUCAACGGUUCGGCCAACUGGACAUCGAGCAGUAUGGGCGGCAACUAUGAGAACAUCAUCAUCAGCACAAAUAAGAUAAUUGUGACAAAGCUUGAAACGGAAUUCGAGCGUAUGUGGAAAAUCUUUCAGUCUAGAUAAAAAACAAUCUUUAAAUUAGAAUAAAAUAUUAAGUUAUUGUUAAACUGAUAACAACAUGAUUAAUCCCAUAAUCAUAAUCUCAUGAUGAAACCCAUAACAAACGUGAAUCUCUUUCUGUUGUGAAUAUUAAUAAUAACAUGAAAUGUAAUAUAAGUCGGAUAUAUUUUAUUUAUGCCAAUUAAUUUUUAUUAAGAUAUACAUUUCUUUUGGUCGAGAAAACCGAUCUUAUCAUUAUCAGAAUAUAUAAUUUACAUAAAGUUCUGAACUAUGCCUAUUCAAUGAA
This is a messenger RNA of Drosophila innubila, 997 nucleotides long. Its product is annotated as mitochondrial cardiolipin hydrolase-like. Gene Ontology annotation, cellular component: mitochondrion. Bases 16 to 714 code for a protein of 232 amino acids. The transcript is spliced from 2 exons. Gene Ontology annotation, molecular function: RNA endonuclease activity producing 5'-phosphomonoesters, hydrolytic mechanism. Gene Ontology annotation, biological process: piRNA processing. The record is from RefSeq and is a predicted model, not a curated record. Lineage: Eukaryota; Metazoa; Arthropoda; Insecta; Diptera; Drosophilidae.